Molecule: messenger RNA, 3508 nt
Organism: Gekko japonicus
Lineage: Eukaryota; Metazoa; Chordata; Lepidosauria; Squamata; Gekkonidae
Gene: APLP2
Product: amyloid beta (A4) precursor-like protein 2
Exons: 16
Coding region: 51-2075 (674 amino acids)
Biological process (GO): axonogenesis; central nervous system development
Cellular component (GO): membrane
Molecular function (GO): serine-type endopeptidase inhibitor activity; heparin binding; transition metal ion binding
Source: RefSeq, a predicted model, not a curated record
UUGCUGCCAAUGCUGGCACAGGGUUUGCGGUGGCAGAGCCUCAGAUUGCCAUGUUCUGUGGAAAGCUGAAUAUGCACGUGAAUAUCCAGACCGGGAAAUGGGAGCCGGACACUGCAGGGACCAAGAGCUGCUUUGGAACAAAAGAAGAGAUUCUGCAGUACUGCCAGGAGAUCUACCCAGAGCUUCAGAUUACAAAUGUGGUGGAAGCAAACCAACCCGUCACCAUUGAAAACUGGUGCAAAAAGGGCAGGAAGCAAUGCAAGGGUCACACCCAUAUUGUCGUUCCCUUCAAGUGUCUUGUGGGUGAGUUUGUCAGUGAUGUCCUCCUGGUUCCAGAGAAGUGCCGGUUCUUCCAUAGGGAGCGGAUGGAUGUGUGCAAAAGUCACCAGUACUGGCACACUGUGGCAAAAGAGGCUUGCUUAACUGAAGGGAUGAUCCUGCACAGCUAUGGCAUGCUGCUACCUUGUGGAGUAGACCAGUUCCAUGGCACAGAAUACGUGUGCUGCCCUCAGGCCAAAAUUGUGGAUGAAGCACUUUCCAAAGAGGAGGAGGAGGAGGAUGAAGAGGAAGACGAAGAUGAAAACUAUGACAGUUAUAAAAGUGAGUUCCCUACCGAGGCAGACACAGAAGACUUCACAGCAGCAGCAGUGGAGAUGGACGAGGACGAAGAAGAGGAGCAAGAGGAAGAAGAGGAAGAAGUGGUGGUAGACCGGGAUUACUAUUACGACGGCUACAAAGAUUACAACGAAGAGCCUCCAACGGAGCUGAGUGUUGAAAAAUCUCUCUCCGAGAAGGAAAUAAUGAACGAUGUGAAAACUGUCUGCUCCCAGGAGGCGAUGACAGGUCCCUGCCGGGCUGUGAUGCCUCGUUGGUACUUCGACAUGUACAAGAGAAAGUGCAUUCGCUUUAUAUAUGGAGGCUGCGGAGGCAACAGGAACAAUUUUGAGUCAGAGGAGUAUUGUAUGGCUGUGUGUAAAAAGAUGAUUCCUCCUACUCCUGUGCCUACUGACGAUGUGGACGUCUACUUUGAAAACCCAGCAGAUGACAAUGAGCAUGCCCGUUUCCUCAAAGCAAAGGAACAGCUAGAGGUCCGACAUCACAAUCGCAUGGACCAGGUUAAGAAGGAAUGGGAAGAAGCAGAACGUCAAGCCAAGAAUCUCCCAAAGGCAGAGAGGCAAACUCUUACUCAGCGAUUCCAGGCAAUGGUCAAAUCACUAGAGAAGGAAGCAGCCAGUGAGAAGCAGCAGCUAGUGGAGACUCACCUAGCUCGCGUAGAAGCCAUGCUGGAUGAGCGCCGCCGGAUUGCCCUGGAGAACUACCUGGUUGCUCUGCAGACCGACCCUCCACGGGUGAUGACGCAUCUCCAUGUGAUUGAAGAAAGGAUGAAUCAAAGUCUGUCUCUUCUCUACAAGGUACCUUAUGUGGCUGAAGAAAUCCAAAGUGAGAUAGAUGAGCUGCUUCAACAGCAGCGGGAUGACAUGGAUCACUUUACUUCCUCCAUCUCGGAGUCCCCCGUGGAUGUCCGGGUGAGUUCCGAAGAAAGCGAAGAGUCUCCCCUCUUUGACGGCAAGCCGUUCCGUCCGUUCCAGGUGAAAACCUUCCCAGCCUCAUCUGAAAGUGAAGAUUCUCAGCCGGAUUUGUACCAUCCAAUGAAAAAAGGGUCUGGCAUAGCUGACCUUGACGGACUGAUUGGAGCGGAAGAGAAAGUGAUUAACAGCAAGAACAAGCUGGACGAGAACGUGGUAAUUGAUGAGACCCUUGAUGUCAAGGAAAUGAUUUUCAAUCCUGAGCGAGUCGGUGGACUAGUGGAUGAGCCGGAAAAUUCCAAUUCCCUGCGUGACGACUUCAGCUUCAGCAGCAGUGCUCUCAUUGGCCUCCUGGUGAUAGCAGUUGCCAUAGCCACAGUAAUAGUCAUCAGCUUGGUGAUGCUGAGGAGGCGGCAAUAUGGAACCAUCAGCCAUGGAAUUGUAGAGGUGGAUCCAAUGCUCACCCCAGAGGAACGGCAUCUGAACAAGAUGCAGAACCACGGCUACGAGAACCCGACAUACAAAUACUUGGAGCAGAUGCAGAUUUAAAGGGUGUUGAAACUGCAGCUGUCCUGGCCUGGCAGAGGGGGAGGGGAGGGCCAAAAAGCGGUCCAGAAUUUUUUGGAUCUACUACUGACCAACUGUUGCUUGAAGAGGACUUCAUCUUACAUUCAGAACUCCUGGAUCAUUAAGACUUAAAUUACUACUGUAGAGUUGCAAUUUCCAUUCUUUUAAAAUGGGCGAGGAAAUGAUAAUAUAACAAUAUAUGAUAUAUAAAUCUUAAAUGGGGGAAAUGGAUCUAUUGCAGAUAUUUGAGAUGUAGUUUUUUUUCUUUUUUUAAGGAACUUUAAAGAGGAGGAGAGAGAGAAAAAUCCCAGUGCUGUUGUAUUGUCUGAUUAACAAGCUCUCUAUAUAAACGAGAAAUGUUUUGUUUUAUUUCUGAUACACUACUUGUAUAUUCGAGGUCAUUUGUACCAACUGCAUUGUAUAAAUGGGACACGUGUGGCUCUUUGGUCAUCCUGGCUUUUAUAUAUAUAUAAAGCAGUAUUCCUUUUUUUUUUUUAAAUGAAUUAGUUAUGACCAAAGCUGCAAAAAAAAGAAGAAAAAUUGGGGUUUAUGGCCUUUGGGGAAAAGAAUAUCCUGGAAAGGAAAUCUGUACCAAUAACUGAAACGUUACACAAAUGAUCAGAUGCCGGUGACCUUUGUGUUUCUGCUGCUAUGUGGCUUGGUUUUCAGAAAUCUUAGAUCCUCCAGAAGCAAGAAAGGCUCCUGCCACUCUUGGGCCUUUCGAUUGCAAUAUUUUGGCACAGUUCGUGCAUAUCGGGAUCGCACACCUUGCCUCCUUGCUUGUGGAGCCCCACCCCGCUGUAGAGUCGGAAGUCUUUUAAUUUUGAAUUCGAACCCCCUUUUUCACGCUUACGCCCACCUCCUUUUUAGCACCCCUCGCCUAGUGUAAGCAAACCCCCCCCCCCUUGUUCCCCUGCACCUAAGCCGCCUUCCUCCAUGAUGAAUCAGGGUUCGGAGGCUGUGACAUGUCUUCCCAAGAAAGCUGGGGCGGACACUUGGGGGUGCAUAACUGGAGCCAUUAACGUGCCUGGGAGUCACCAAAUGGGAUCGAGGAUCCAGGGUGUGUUGCAGUUUUGCUCUUCAUGCCGGGAGGCAGGAAGGGGUGACCGAGCUGUGAAGAAGAGAAGGGAAUCCGUGGGCACUGGAGUGUCGGGGAGGGGUCGUUCGUUCACCAUAAUGUCUCUGUAAUGCUUGUAUAGUUGGUGUUAAUGCUCACAGCUUUUUUAAAAAAUCUGGAGGUUCUGGUAACCUGUGGUGUGUUCUUUUCUAUUUUCCAGUGAGCUUUCUUUCUCCUUCACACCCCCUUCCAUGUUUCUUCCCACUAUGCACAGAUUUACUUAACCUGCAAACUCCUUAGUGUGGUCUGUGGGGAAUGUAAAAAGUUGGAAACACAUCAAUAAACACUUUAACUUCCA